CAUCUUUGCUCGGGGCACCACUGCCUCACAGCCGCUCCCGCCGGCGGCGGGCCGCGCAUGCGCAGGGCGGUGCUGUCGGCGGCGGCAUGGGGCGGGCGGCGCUGGCCCUGUGGGCGCUGCUGGUGGCCGCCGUGUGGUGGCUGGAGCCUGGCUCGGCAGAUGCCAAAUGGAAAGCGAUAACUGACCAAAUUAAGAAAGCUGUGGAAGUCUAUAAGCCAUGUGUAAAGGCGAAUUGCAGCUGCCACCAAAGUGUCUGGAAGCAGGACCUGGCUCCCUUUCGAGGUGGCAUUUCCAAGGAGAUAAUAUCAGAUGUGGUGAGCCGGAAGCUCGGGACACACUACCAAAUCGUUAAGAACAAGUUGUACCGUGAGCAGGACUGCUUGUUCCCUGCAAGAUGCAGUGGAGUUGAGCAUUUCCUUCUGGAGAUCAUCAGCCGCCUCCCUGACAUGGAAAUGGUGAUCAAUGUGCGAGACUACCCUCAGGUCCCCAAGUGGAUGAAACCUGUCAUCCCAAUCUUCUCCUUCAGUAAGACACCCGAAUACAAUGAUAUCAUGUAUCCUGCCUGGACAUUUUGGGAAGGAGGACCAGCUGUCUGGCCAAUUUACCCAACAGGUUUAGGACGCUGGGACCUCAUGAGAGAAGACCUCAGAAGGUCUGCAGAAAAAUGGCCAUGGAUGAAAAAAAUCUCUAAAGGAUAUUUCCGAGGAUCAAGAACGAGCCCUGAAAGAGAUCCCCUCAUUCUACUGUCUCGCGAAAAUCCUGAACUUGUUGAUGCUGAGUACACUAAAAACCAAGCUUGGAAAUCUGAGAAGGACACCUUAGGGAAGCCUCCUGCAAAGGAAAUUCCACUGGUUGAUCACUGCAAAUACAAGUAUCUGUUUAAUUUCCGGGGAGUGGCUGCCAGUUUCCGUCUGAAACACCUUUUCUUGUGUGGUUCGCUCGUCUUCCAUGUUGGAGAAGAGUGGUUGGAGUUCUUCUACCCACAGCUGAAGCCUUGGGUCCACUACAUCCCAGUCCGAUCAGACCUCUCUAACGUCAGGGAGCUGUUGCAAUUUGUAAAGGAAAAUGAUGCUAUAGCACAAGAAAUCUCAGAGAGGGGACGCCAAUUCAUCACUGAGCACUUGCAGAUGGAGGAUGUCUCUUGCUACUGGGAGCAUCUGCUGUCUGAAUAUUCCCAAACCUUGACUUACAAAGUGAAAAGGAGGAAGAGCUACAGCGAGAUCACUUCUGAAUGGCUGAAAACAGAACUAUAGAGACUCCUCUGUUUUUCCUCUUCAGCUCAAACUGAUCUCUGUGGAAAUCUGAAGAUCAGUGUAUCUUAUUUCUUGUUCUCUCAGACUUCUCACCCUUUACACUAGGAGAACAGCAAUAGGCUGACUUUGAAAUUGUUCUUGUACAGCGGGACGCGGUCAUACUGUCACCAUAGGAAUGUUAAGUAGAAUGUUGGAUUAUGGCUAUUAAAUGGGGCAGUGAUCUUCAUGUCUGGAAGAGGGCUGUUAGCAUUUGGGAUUUAGUUACUACCCAUUUCAGAAUGAUCCUAAAUCCCAUUCAGUCAAUGAGAAGCCUUUCUGUUAAUUUUACUGGACUUUUUACCAAGUCCUCUGUACUUGUGGGCAAGGUACACAGACUGUCAGCUACAAUCAGCUGGGAGAUACGUCCCCAUUUUUUAGCAAAUUGUCGAUGUUUUCUCACCUGUGUGAUAGCGUUUAGGGUAUUAGGUGUUCUCUGACAGAAGCAGGUACUGGGGAUUUGGGGUGAUGUUUUUAGAUAGCCUGGAGCUUAUGUUUGUGUCAGGUUUUAGGGGCUGAUGGUGAGGCUUUGAUGUGCCACUGAAAGGACAAAGGAUCCUUGCGCAGGUAAACUACCUACCUCAUGGGGAAGCGGCUGGGGGUGAUGAUGUUGCUGCAGUGCUAAGGCUGCGUAGCAGAGUCGAGCAGUUGGCAACUGAGAUAAAGACGGUUCAUCCUCCGACAGCUGAGCUGGGUGUCUGCAUAGCCACUGGGCCCCUGGGAACACCAGUUGGCUGGCCAGGCAUCUUUAAGAGCCCAGAGAAAGUAUACACAGAGGCAGAGUCAGAUCUUCUUUUUCCCAUAUCUUCACAGAUCCUCUGCUCUGAUCCUCUCUGUUAUCUUCCUAGGGUUGUGGGGUUUUUUGUUUGUUGUUUUUUUCUGAGGCUAGUAACACAUCUGCUCACUUCAGUGUUUGCUUUUCUUUCCCACUGCUGUUUACACUCCUUUUUCAGUCUGGUUGAGGGAAUGUCUUCGGUCACACGGUGGCAGCUACUCCUCACAUUACUCAUUCUGAGCUCAGUCACAGGUUGCUUGCGCUCGCUGUAUUUAUGCCCGCUACAGGCUGCUCAGCUCAGAGGGAGUGCAGUUUCUAGAAUGCUUUGUGCCCCCCUGAGUUGAGAGUCCUGGUAGGAAGCAGCAUUAUCUCUGGCAUCCAGACAGGUGCUCGGAAGAGGGAGGGCAGCAGCAUGGGAUCCCAGGAGGGCUGCUGCCUCCGGGGUGAGCACCCGUGACGGUAAAGCGGCCUCAUGGCUUAGGAAGCAGCACGUUGAUGGAAGAGUCAUAGCAGCAGCUCCUGCUCUCCUCUGCAGUCAGCUUGGAUCAGAGAGGAGGAAAACGCUACACGGAACGAUAACGCCAAGUGCACCUCCACAUGUAUGUGCCCACACACAAGCCUCGGGGCGCUGCUGGACCCUGCCACGGGGACGUGACAUCCAGCGCUGUUUGUCAAGUGCCGGUUGCUGGGGCAGUGUGCCGGUUACAUGACCGGUGCCUGGAUCAUCAGGGUACUCAAACAGCCUGGUUUCUGAGGAAAAGAACUGUGCAAGAGUUGAAGGGUUUUUCUGGUUUUGUAUUUUCAGUCAAGGCAGAGAUAGCAGUCUGAGAAACUGAAACAGCUACAUAUAAUUUUUUUUUUAAAUACUUUUUAUGAAAUGCUUUUUGGAAUAAAACAGACAAAAACUGA
Messenger RNA from Columba livia (rock pigeon), 2973 nucleotides. It is a transcript of the gene POGLUT1, whose product is annotated as protein O-glucosyltransferase 1. Gene Ontology annotation, molecular function: UDP-glucosyltransferase activity; UDP-xylosyltransferase activity. Gene Ontology annotation, cellular component: endomembrane system. The record is from RefSeq and is a predicted model, not a curated record. The transcript has 11 exons. NCBI's taxonomy places the organism in Eukaryota, Metazoa, Chordata, Aves, Columbiformes, Columbidae. Gene Ontology annotation, biological process: positive regulation of Notch signaling pathway; protein O-linked glycosylation. Bases 87 to 1253 code for a protein of 388 amino acids.